This is a messenger RNA of Betta splendens (Siamese fighting fish), 1183 nucleotides long. It is a transcript of the gene rdh14b, whose product is annotated as retinol dehydrogenase 14b. NCBI's taxonomy places the organism in Eukaryota, Metazoa, Chordata, Actinopteri, Anabantiformes, Osphronemidae. The record is from RefSeq and is a predicted model, not a curated record. The coding region runs from base 83 to 1051 and encodes 322 amino acids. The transcript is spliced from 2 exons.
AGUAUUUCCGGGUCAUUUCCUAACCUGGACAUAUAAUAAACCGCAGCACCCGUGCUCUGACCUGGACUUGGGCCCCUUGUUUAUGUCGACUGCGGUGCUUUUUGCCGCUGUCGUCGGCGGCGGGGUUCUGCUCCUUCUGCGCCGCUUGUUCCCGCGGCAGAAGUCCGCGAUGCUGCGCUUCCCGGCGGACACCAUGAGCGGCAAGACGGUCAUCGUGACGGGGGCCAACAGCGGCAUCGGGAAGGCGCUGGCCGCCGAGCUGCUGAAGCUGCGCGCGCGCGUCAUCAUGGCCUGUCGGGACCUGCGGAGCGCCGAGCAAGCGGCCCAGGACAUCCGGACGGAAGCGGGACCGGAGCGGGGGGAGGUGGUCAUCAGGCACCUGGACCUGGCUUCUCUUGGAUCGGUCCGGCGCUUUUGUGAACAAAUUAAUAAGGAGGAGUCCAAGAUCGACGUGCUCGUCAACAACGCUGGCGUCUACCAGUGCCCCUACGCCAAGACGGAGGACGGCUUCGAGAUGCAGCUGGGCGUCAACCACCUGGGCCACUUCCUGCUCACUCACCUCCUGCUGGACCUGCUGAGGCGCUCGGCCCCGAGCCGCGUCGUCGUGGUCUCCUCCAAGCUCUACAAGUACGGCGACGUCAACUUCGACGACCUGAACAGCGAGCGGCGCUACGACAAGGCCUUCUGCUACAGCCAGAGCAAGCUGGCCAACCUGCUGUUCGCCCGCGAGCUGGCCCGGCGGCUGGAGGGCACCGGGGUCACGGUCAACGCCCUCACCCCCGGCAUCGUGAGGACCCGGCUGGGGCGGCACGUCCAGGUCCCGCUCCUGGCGCAGCCGCUGCUCCGCCUCGCCUCGCUGGCCUUCUUCAAGAGUCCGCUGGAGGGGGCCCAGACGCCGCUUUACCUGGCCUGCUCCCAGGAGGUGCAGGGGGUGUCGGGCAAGUGUUUCGCUAACUGCAAGGAGGAGGAGCUGAUGGCCAAGGCCACAGACGAGCAGGCGGCCAAGAGGCUGUGGGACACCAGCAGGAGCAUGGUUGGACUCCACGACUGAGCCGAGCCUUCCAGGGGAUUUAUGCGCUGGACAAGAUGAUUAGUCUCCAGCAGCUCUGGAGAGUUUGCUUUGUGAACGACGGCUUAUAAAACGAGGAGUUGCCGCUGUGGGAAUAAAAUUCAGUGUAAGGUG